Molecule: messenger RNA, 3039 nt
Organism: Brachypodium distachyon (stiff brome)
Lineage: Eukaryota; Viridiplantae; Streptophyta; Magnoliopsida; Poales; Poaceae
Product: pentatricopeptide repeat-containing protein At5g02830, chloroplastic
Exons: 12
Coding region: 114-2663 (849 amino acids)
Molecular function (GO): protein binding
Source: RefSeq, a predicted model, not a curated record
CCGGACGAAAAUAUCCGCGCCACUCCAUGAAAGCCCCACCGUCCAACUGACACUGCCUUGGCUUGGCUCCUCCAUCUCCAAUCCCCCUGCUCCUCCAGUCCUCGCCAGUCACCAUGGGGAUGGCUAUGACCUCCUCCCCGCAGCCACCGCCCCCCUCGCGCCGCCGCCGCAGCCGCUUGCAGUCAGCAACCACCAUUUCCGCCCCAAAUGCCAACCCCAACCCCAAGGCCAAGGCCAAGGUCAUCCCCGUCCUCUCCGACGUUGGCCGCUUGCAAUCCGCAACAUCCACUUCCACCCCCAAUGGCAAUCCUAACCCCAGCCUCAAGGCCAAGGUCCUCCCGCUGCUCUCCGACGUCGGCAGCAAUCCCUCGGCCAUCGAGUACUACUCCCGCGUCGCCUCCAACCUCGCGGGCGCUGGCCGCCUCGGCGACUUCCUCAUCGCCGCCGAGGGCCUCCGCGCGGCCUCCGGGGACGCCGGCUUCGCGGCCCGCAUCAGCUGGCGCGUCCUCUCGCGCGGCGUUGUCGUCGCGCUCGGUCAACACGGCCUCCCCCACGUGCUCGAGUUCCUCCGCGACGCCGAUCGCAUCGGCCUCCACGCCGCCGCAAUGCUAGAUGCUGAUGCGUCCGACGCCGUCGCGGCUGCCUGCCGCCAACUGCUGGAAGAACGCAUCAUGACGGAGUUUGUGAAGGCCAUCGAGGACCUAGCUAACUGUGGAUUCUUUGUUAAAGGCAUCGUGGAUCCAAUGGAUGUACUGAAAAUAUUUGUCAAGAAGCGGGAUCCAGAUAUGGCGAUAAGGUAUGCACGUAUCUUUCCACACUCCCAACUUCUACUCUGCAAUACUAUGGAAGCUUUUGGGAAGAGAAAGGAGUUGAAACAUGCUCUAAAAGUCUUUGGAGCACUCAAGGACCAGUUGGGAGGUAUCAAUAUGUUUGCAUGCCGAAGUAUCAUCGAUAUAUGUAGUCAUUGUGGUUCUUCUGUGCAGGCUCGGAUUAUAUUUGAGGGGCUGCUUGCUGAGAAGAUUACUCCAAAUACCCACGUCUUCAACAGCCUUAUGAAUGCAAAUGCCCAUAGUUUGAGCUACAAUUUGUCGGUCUACAAGCAUAUGCAAAAACUUGGUGUCUCCCCUGAUUUAGCGUCAUAUAACAUACUUCUGAAGACAUGUUGCAAUGCUAGAGAGUUCGACUCGGCACAAGAAAUUUACGAAGAAAUGAAGAAAAAGGAACAGAAUGGCCUUUUAAAGCUAGACGUUUUUACAUACAGUACGAUGAUGAAGGUGUUUGCAGAGGCAAAAAUGUGGAAGAUGGCUUCCAACAUCAAAGAGGAUAUGCGAGCAGUUGGUGCUCGUCUUAACCUAGUCACAUGGUCAUCAUUAAUCAAUGCUUAUGCAAAUUCCGGUUUGGUUGAUGGUGCCAUAGAGAUCCUUGAAGAGAUGAUAAGGGAUGGUUGUCAACCUACUGCUCCAUGCUUCAAUAUUAUCCUUACUGCUUUGGUCAAGUCACGCCAAUAUGAUAGAGCUUUCCGCUUGUUCUAUAGCUGGAAGGAAUCUGGAAUCAGGAUAUCUCUAUCUCUUGAGCAGAAAGGAUGUCUUCCUGAUAACUUUACAUUCUGUAAAGAGCAUCCGAGUAGCAAUGGUGGCACUAUCUUGGAGGUUCCGUUUAGGCCAACAGUUACAACCUAUAACAUUUUGAUGAUGGCCUGUGGUACUAAUGAUGAACGUGCAAGAUCCAUAAUGAACGAAAUGAGGCGAAAUGGCCUUUGUCCUGACCGUAUUAGCUGGUCCAUUCUCAUGGAUAUUUAUGGAACAUCUCAAAAUAGGAAUGGAGCUAUUCAGGCACUCAGAAGAAUGCAGCGUGUUGGAAUAAAACUUAAUGUCUCUGCAUAUACUGUAGCCAUUAAGGCAUGUGUAGAAAGCAAAGAUUUGAAUACGGCAUUACACUUGUUUGAAGAAAUGAAAGCACACCAACUGAAGCCCAAUAUGGUGACAUACAGAACUCUCCUGACAGCACGUUGCAAAUAUGGAUCAUUACAGGAAAUCCAGCAAUGCUUGGCAAUCUAUCAGGAAAUGAGAAAAGCAGGGUAUCAAGCAUACGACUAUUAUCUCAAGGAAUUGAUAGUGGAAUGGAGUGAAGGAGUUUUGUCUAGUGAAAGUGUAAAUCGAGAGUUUUACCGUUUGGAUCUAAAAGACAAGAGGGACAAAUUCAACCUUUUUCUUGAGAAAGUGGCAAGAUUUUUGCAGAAAGAUGUUGAUCAGAACCAAACUGUUGAUAUUCGUGGCCUUUCAAAGGUUGAAGCUCGCAUUGUCGUUCUUUCAACUCUGCGCAAGAUCAAAGAGAAGUGUCAUCUAGGAAGAGCAGUCCAGGAUGAUUUGGUCAUAAUCACCGGUCAUGAGAAGACAUCAUACACUCAUGUCGAAACUACUGCUGUCGAUGUCGAGCGUGCAAUAAUUGCUGUUUUGACGGAUGAACUGGGUCUUGAAGUUUUUAUUGGUCUUGAAAGCCGUCUUCCUCCUAUUUCGUCCAAACUCAAAGCUUCCCCUCACGCUAGGAAUGACUUAGAACAAGCAUCUAAACAUUUUGCUAGGAGACCACAGGGAAUGAUAAAAGUCACUACCAACUCACUGAAUCAUUGGUUGAAGAGGAAAGUUACGAGGGAUGUACAGUGAUAUUUCCUUAGGGCAUUCUUCAUUUUGGUCAAUUUAUACCUGCAAGAUGAUUUUGAGAUAGGAUGAUGUACAUACAACAGGCUAUUGCUAGGUUGCUCCUGAUGUCCCCCGGGACCCAGCACAAGACGGUUUGAGAAGGAAAGAUUUGUUGGCGGUCAAUGUAGCCUGAAAUGGCCCACGGUAUAUCUAGAUACCUGAAAAAAAAGAAGUAUAUCUAGAUACAUGAAAAAAAUUUGUGUUGUAAAUUAGUUGUAUCAGUUCUCUCAUCCGGGCACCAUACAGGUUUAAAUUUUGAAGUGUUGAUAAUUGCUGUAAUCGCCAAUCUUCCACAGCAAACGACAGAACAUGCUAACCCACACAAACUUGUGUUGGCUUA